AUGAAAUGUUUUGAAACCCACUUAAUCCCGAACCAAUCCGCCCUUCAUUGUUGAAUUAUCUUGGUUGAGCAUUGGGCGGCUACUUUGCUCCUUCAUAUCCGUCUUCUGCCGUCUCGCCCAUUCUCCGCAUCCUACUGUUCGAACACAUCCGCUCCUCACUCUCACUCGCAAUCAUGUCCUCGUCAAUUGAGCCACUCACCGAGGCUCAAAAGGAACACUUCAGACAGAACGGCUGGCUGAAGCUGAGCAACUGCUUCACCAAAGACCAGGCGGACUGGGUCGCCAAAGACGUAUGGACUCGACUCGGCAUGGACCCUAACGAUAAGUCGACCUGGAGGCACCGCACCAACAUGCCCCACCACCGCAACUUUGACGUCUCCGAGUACGCCCCGAAAGCCUGGGCGGCCAUCUGCGAGGUCUGCGGCGGCGAGGACCGCGUGGCGCCCGAGUCGAGGGAGUGGCGGGACUCACUCAUCGUCAACCUCGGAAGCGACGAGUUCGAGGGCCGCGAGUCCGACCCCAAGGGCCUGGACAACUGGCACGUGGACGGAGACUUCUUCAUCCACUACCUCGAUUCCCCGGAACAGGGGCUCCUGGUGAUCCCGCUCUUCACCGACAUCGUCCCGGGCGGCGGCGGGACCUUCAUCUGUCCCGAGGCGAUGCGCAAGGUCGCAAGGCACCUGCACGACCACCCGGACGGCGUCUCGCCGCGGAUGGCCCCGAGAGGCGACCCGGGCUUCGCGGAGGAGAAGGAUCUCAACUGGUUUAAUCUGCUCGCUGGUGGCUGUAGCGAGUUCGUCGAGGCUUGCGGCGAGGUCGGCGACGUCUACCUGCUGCACCCCCUGAUGCUACACAGCGCCUCGUGGAACCCCCUGCGGCGGCUACGAAUCAUCACAAACCCCCCAGUCUUCCUGAAGCAGCCCCAGGUUUUCGACCGGCCGGACGGGGCUUAUAGCCUGGUGGAGCAGGCGACCUUGAGGGCCCUGGGCGUCGAGUCGCUGCCCGGGUGGGAGAUCACGGCGGCUCGGGAGCAGGUCAUCCCCGAGAGGCUCAAGGUCCAGGAGCAGAUGAAGCAGGAGGAGAUGAGGCGGCUUGCAGCCAGUAGUUGAUAAGCACAUAGAGGAUGGGCACAUUGACGGCAAACCCUGAGAAGGGAGAAGGGAAUCAACGAUGCCUGGUUGGGCACUCAUGACAGUGCGUAAGAAUAUCCCAACGAGACAACACCUGAGUUUAUGUAGUGG
Molecule: messenger RNA, 1241 nt
Organism: Colletotrichum destructivum
Lineage: Eukaryota; Fungi; Ascomycota; Sordariomycetes; Glomerellales; Glomerellaceae
Exons: 1
Coding region: 174-1109 (311 amino acids)
Source: RefSeq, a predicted model, not a curated record